AUGGCGUCGACCUCAGCCGUGUCGGCAAUGAAGAAAUAUCCAAAUUGGUUGUUAAUGCCUAACGAACUGAUGGAAAAUAUACUUGGAAGAUUGAGUUGCUUGGAAAAACUCAGGAGCGCAGGGCAAGUAUGCAGAAAGUGGCGGGGAAUUUGCAAGGAUCCGACGAUGUGGAAGUUCAUCAAUAUCAACAAAUUGCAGUAUGGUUGUGAUACGAAACACAAACUCGAGAUGCUGACUAAGCAUGCAAUCAAUCUCAGUUGUGGGGAACUGGUCGAUAUCAAUAUCGGGGGCUUUUGCACUGAUGAUCUCCUUCAUUACAUUGUGCAGCGAUAG
Messenger RNA from Lactuca virosa, 333 nucleotides. Lineage: Eukaryota; Viridiplantae; Streptophyta; Magnoliopsida; Asterales; Asteraceae. The record is from the annotation of a GenBank genome assembly.